Molecule: messenger RNA, 1860 nt
Organism: Cynocephalus volans (Philippine flying lemur)
Lineage: Eukaryota; Metazoa; Chordata; Mammalia; Dermoptera; Cynocephalidae
Gene: CORO2B
Product: coronin 2B
Exons: 12
Coding region: 210-1637 (475 amino acids)
Molecular function (GO): actin filament binding
Source: RefSeq, a predicted model, not a curated record
GCUCCAUUCAGUUCCCCUUCCCUUCCUUGUGGGCCCCUCAGACUCAGGCCCAGGGGCCGGGAGCAGCCUGUAGCCUGGGAAGUUGGGAGCAGCUGGCAUCGGGCAGGCCCUGCCAAGGAAGGACAGAUGCAAAUCCAGUGGCCUCCACAUGAAAAGAAGCUGUUUAGAAUGAACCUCUCCUUUGUGGGCCUGGAGUGUGGGACCAGCUGAUGUCCUGGCGUCCGCAAUACCGCAGCUCCAAGUUCCGGAAUGUCUAUGGGAAGGUGGCCAACCGAGAGCAUUGCUUUGAUGGCAUCCCCAUCACCAAGAAUGUGCAUGACAACCACUUCUGCGCUGUCAACGCCCGCUUCCUGGCCAUUGUCACUGAGAGUGCAGGAGGUGGCUCCUUCCUCAUCAUCCCCUUGGAGCAGACAGGCAGGAUUGAACCCAACCACCCUAAGGUCUGUGGUCACCAAGGCAAUGUGCUGGACAUCAAGUGGAACCCCUUCAUCGACAACAUCAUUGCCUCAUGCUCAGAGGACACAUCGGUGCGGAUUUGGGAAAUACCCGAGGGUGGGCUGAAGCGGAACAUGACUGAGGCGCUCCUGGAGCUGCACGGGCACAGCCGGCGUGUGGGGCUGGUCGAGUGGCACCCCACCACCAACAACAUCCUGUUCAGUGCUGGCUAUGACUACAAGGUCCUCAUCUGGAACCUGGACGUUGGAGAGCCAGUGAAGAUGAUUGACUGCCACACAGACGUGAUCCUCUGCAUGUCCUUCAACACAGAUGGUAGCCUGCUCACCACCACAUGCAAGGACAAGAAGCUGCGUGUGAUCGAGCCCCGCUCUGGCCGUGUUCUGCAGGAGGCAAACUGCAAAAACCACAGAGUGAACCGGGUGGUGUUCCUGGGAAACAUGAAGCGGCUCCUCACGACAGGGGUCUCCAGGUGGAACACAAGACAGAUCGCCCUCUGGGACCAGGAGGACCUGUCCAUGCCCCUGAUCGAGGAGGAAAUUGAUGGGCUGUCUGGCCUCCUGUUCCCCUUCUACGAUGCUGAUACCCACAUGCUCUACCUGGCUGGAAAGGGGGAUGGAAACAUCCGGUACUACGAGAUCAGCACUGAGAAGCCCUACCUGACUUACCUCAUGGAGUUCCGCUCCCCAGCCCCGCAGAAAGGCCUCGGGGUCAUGCCCAAGCACGGCCUGGAUGUGUCGGCCUGUGAGGUGUUCCGCUUCUACAAACUGGUGACGCUCAAGGGCCUGAUUGAGCCCAUUUCCAUGAUCGUGCCACGGAGGUCGGAUUCCUACCAGGAAGAUAUUUACCCCAUGACACCAGGCACAGAGCCAGCUCUGACCCCGGAUGAAUGGCUGGGAGGCAUCAACCGAGAUCCCGUGCUGAUGUCUUUGAAAGAAGGCUAUAAGAAGUCCUCAAAAAUGGUAUUUAAGGCUCCCAUCAAAGAAAAGAAGAGCGUUGUGGUCAAUGGAAUAGAUUUAUUAGAAAAUGUCCCACCCAGAACAGAGAACGAGCUCCUCCGAAUGUUCUUCCGGCAGCAGGAUGAGAUUCGGCGGUUGAAAGAGGAGCUGGCCCAGAAGGACAUCCGCAUGAGGCAGCUCCAGCUGGAACUGAAAAACUUGCGCAACAGCCCCAAGAACUGUUAGCUUCCCAGUCGGGUUGUUUUCUAAGCUGGUCUCUCCGUUGUUUCUACUCGCUCCCAAACUUCCCCAUAUCCAGUGACCCCAGAGACAGAGCCAGGACUGGAGCCUGCCUAUCAACUCAAGAACUGGAAGCUGACCUUUGACCUCCUGACCUCAUGCUAAUAAAAGUUCCAGCCUCUUCUGGAGACCCCCCAACUGGCAGCCCCUUUCCCUGUCACCCCAGGAG